GCCGUCUGUCCGCCAUGGACGAGGCUGACCGGCUGCUCCUGCGGCGGUACCGGUUGCCUCUGGUCGGUGAGCUGCAGGUUGCCUCGCUUUGGGACGCCCUGCUGAGCCGCGAGCUCUUCACUCCCGACAUGAUCGAGGACAUUCAGAGGGCAGGCUCAGGAUCUCGGCGUGAUCAGGCCAGGCAGCUGAUCCUAGAUCUAGAGACUCGAGGGAGUCAGGCCCUUCCUUUGUUCAUCUCCUGCUUGGAGGACACAGGCCAGGACACUCUGGCUUCAUUAUUGAAGACCAGCAGACAAGCAGCAAAACAGGAUGUGGAGGCCAUCAGACCCCUGGAUCUUAAGCCGGUGGUGCUCGGACCAGAGGGCCUCAAAUCAGAGGAGCUGAGAGUGAUGAAGCAGGACCCAUCAAAGCCGAGCCAAGGAAAACUUGCUCCAGUGGUGCUGGGGCCAGAGGAGCUCUGGCCAGCCAAGCUCAGGCCUGAGGUUCUCAGACCAGAGGUACCCAGGCCAGGGGACAUUGGUUCUGGAGGAUUCACUGAUGUCUGUCCUCAGGACAGAGCCAAGGGAAAUGCUGAUCUGGCCUAUGUCCUGAACGCAGACCCCUGCGGCCACUGCCUGAUCAUCAACAACGUGAACUUCUGCCGCGAGUCGGGGCUCAAGACCCGCACGGGCUCCAACAUCGACUGUGAGAGGAUGCAGCGACGCUUCCACCUGCUGCAGUUUGUGGUGGAGGUGAAAUGUGACCUGACUGCCAAGCAAAUGGUCCAGGCUUUGAUGCAGCUGGCGCGGCGGGACCACGGCGCUCUGGACUGCUGCGUGGUGGUCAUCCUCUCUCACGGCUGUCAGGCCAGCCACCGCCAGUUCCCAGGGGCUGUUUAUGGCACAGACGGAUGUCCUGUGUCCGUCGAGAGAAUUGUGAACACUUUCAAUGGUACUGGCUGCCCUAGCUUGGGAGGGAAGCCCAAGCUCUUCUUCAUCCAGGCCUGUGGUGGAGAGCAGAAAGACCAUGGGUUUGAGGUGGCCUCCACUUCCCCUGAAGAUAAGACCCCCAAUAGCGACCCUGAGACGGAUGCUACCCCAUUCCAGGAAGGCCCACGUUCCACUGACGAGCCAGAUGCCGUGUCUAGUCUGCCCACGCCCAGCGACAUCUUGGUGUCCUACUCCACUUUCCCAGGCUUUGUCUCCUGGAGGGAUCCCAAGAGCGGCUCCUGGUACAUUGAGACCCUGGACAGCAUUUUUGAGCAGUGGGCUCACUGUGAGGACCUUCAGACCCUCCUCCUCAGGGUUGCUAAUGCUGUUUCAGUGAAAGGAAUUUACAAACAGAUCCCUGGCUGUUUUAAUUUCCUCCGGAAAAAACUUUUCUUUAAAACAUAAUGAGAUCAGGACCCUUCACCCUACCUUACUGUUCACCCUGAAACCUUCCUGCUCCAGCUCUGGCUGUGGCUAAGGCCUGGACUUUCCUACCACUGUGGCUGACAUCCAUUGGAGGUUUCUGUAGCCUGUGGAGGGUCUGCUCUCUCCCCACGGGCAGCAGGCAGUCCUAGUAGCUUCCAAGUUGGAGCCAAAUGACCAGCGAUGGAGGAGGAGGAGCAGAACGCCAUGGACACUAUGGGGCUUUUUGCCCGUGACCCCAUUCAUGGCUAGCGGCUGUGGCCUGCGACCCCUGUGUUUUCUCUACAUCAGGGCUUCUCAGCUUCAGCACAGCUGACACUGGGGCCAGAGAAUCCUUUGUUGUGUGGCCAUCCUGUGCACUGUGGAAUGUUGAGCAGCCUGGCCUCCACCCACCUCUCUUGAGUCUUGACAACCAAACGUGUCUUCAGAUAUUGCCAAAUCGUCCUCGUAGACCCCUACUGGGGAACCACUGAUCUACAGGAAAUUUUGGCUGCAAACAAACCAGCAUCUCUCUUAGAUCAGUUUAAGGCUACCAGAAUCUGAAGAGCUAGAAUCUGUAAAUCCUAAAUGAAAUUUUAAAAAUUAUCAAGUUUUUCUAUAUUGCAGUGUUCUUUAAAAAAAAAAAAAAGUUGAAUAUGGACUCUCUUUCACCCUUUUCCCCCUUGUUUUGCUCUAACUUUUUAUUGUUUCUCAUAUAAAGGAGACUGUGGCUUUUUGGGAAAUAUUUCCCCAGCUCUUACUUCUUUGAACCCCCUACCCCCAUCCCAAGAAGUGACUGGGGUGGGAGCCAUGUGUUGGGGGAGGUUAAGUCACUUGUCCACGGAACACAGUUAACUAGUGGAGAGACAUGGCCAGACUUGGGCCUUCUUGAGUCCAGCCUGUGUCUUCCUGGCUUCAGGACCCUCGUCCUCCUCGUUCCCCACCCACUUGCUGAGCCUGUAAGCUCAGCUUAAAGACCCCGAGCCUGUUUCUUGCUCUCAGGGCCCUAGACAUGAGUACGGUUUGCUAAUAAGACUCUCACCAAGAUGUGAUUCAAGUAGUUGUCACUUUAUUGUUAUUUUUCUCCUGUGACCUUUCCAAGUCUGAAACAGUCCCAGGGACUUCUGGUGGUUAGUUAUUUUCAAUCACCUGCAGGACACACAAGAAAAUAAUCAGGUUAACUCAGCAGAGCAGAGCCUUGUGUGCAGAUUCCCAGCUUUCUCCCUCCCGACUCUGCGCUGCCUGUGUGAAUCAGGCAGCCGGAGUUGAAGCAGCUCUCCCCAGGAGCUCUAAUGAUGCUUGGGAGAAAAGAUGUCACCACAGCUUUAAAUGGAUUUCCUGUA
Molecule: messenger RNA, 2713 nt
Organism: Budorcas taxicolor (takin)
Lineage: Eukaryota; Metazoa; Chordata; Mammalia; Artiodactyla; Bovidae
Gene: CASP9
Product: caspase 9
Exons: 9
Coding region: 15-1373 (452 amino acids)
Biological process (GO): apoptotic process; regulation of apoptotic process; intrinsic apoptotic signaling pathway in response to DNA damage
Cellular component (GO): cytoplasm
Source: RefSeq, a predicted model, not a curated record